This is a messenger RNA of Mugil cephalus (flathead mullet), 821 nucleotides long. RefSeq names its product presenilin enhancer, gamma-secretase subunit (gene psenen). Gene Ontology annotation, biological process: Notch receptor processing. Gene Ontology annotation, cellular component: gamma-secretase complex. The transcript is spliced from 4 exons. NCBI's taxonomy places the organism in Eukaryota, Metazoa, Chordata, Actinopteri, Mugiliformes, Mugilidae. The record is from RefSeq and is a predicted model, not a curated record. The coding region runs from base 171 to 476 and encodes 101 amino acids.
GUGCAUGUUAGCUUGCGAUUCCCAUAAAAAGAACAAAGAUUAUAAAAAAGAAGGGGAAGAAGAAGAGGAGGACGAGGAAGUGUUUUGUGAUUGUUUUUGUCCAGUUGAUUAGCGCCGUUUGUCUGACUUUUGGUGAAAAAGAAAUAUAUAAGCGUCCACAUUAAUUCACGAUGAACCUUGAACGUCUGCCCAAUGAGGAGAAACUCGGCCUGUGCAGAAAAUAUUACUUAGGUGGUUUUGCGUUUCUCCCUUUUCUGUGGCUGGUCAACGUUGUUUGGUUUUUUCGGGAGGCAUUCGUAAAGCCAGCCUACACUGAACAGCUCCAGAUAAAAACCUAUGUGAAGCGGUCAGCGCUGGGGUUGCUGUUAUGGACGGUGGUACUCACGACUUGGAUUACUAUUUUCCAGCAUUUCAGAGCACAGUGGGGGGAGGUUGGGGAUUACCUGUCCUUUACAAUUCCACUGGGCAGUCCUUGAGACAUUCUUCAGUGACAGGUCUUUUGAAAAUAACUAACGAUCCACUUUAAUGGACCAAAGAAUGUUCUUUCUCUAACUGCAGUGAAACAUUUGGGUGGUUUGUCUAAUCUUAUUAAAUUGGUGGCUAAAUAACAUGUUAAAAUGGUGAUCUGGCAUAUCUUCAAAAAUAGCUGCCACUGGACCCAGAAAUUCCUGUUGUUUGUUUGCCAAGGCAUCUGAGAAAGUUCUUUGGUUUUUGAUAGACUAACUAAUCUUGUAUAUUUGAGGUAAAUUACAUGAAAUAAUGACUGUGAACCCAAAAACAUUUUUACUGGUAUGAGUGACAAAUAAACUGUACCCACAAUG